Molecule: messenger RNA, 1874 nt
Organism: Owenia fusiformis
Lineage: Eukaryota; Metazoa; Annelida; Polychaeta; Sabellida; Oweniidae
Source: the annotation of a GenBank genome assembly
CCGGAAGUAGGAUAUAAUAUCUCGAACUAUAUUUCAAAAGUAUACUUAUUCAAAGUUAUAUUUAAAAAUGACACAAGAAGGUUCAAGAUGGAGAACUGUACUGAUACCUUAUUUGGUAUUAUGUUUAAUAUGUUACUUGAAAGGAUGUUUCGGGGAUGCAGCAAAGAAAGGUGUGGUCAUAGCUGCUGAUGCUGAAUGCAGACAAAUUGGAAGUGAUUUUCUGAACAUAAAGCAAGGGUCAGCGAUUGAUGCUACAAUCGCAACAAUGUUAUGCCUGGGAGUGAAGAUGCCUCAUGCUAUGGGAAUAGGAGGAGGAUUCAACAUGGUUGUGUAUGACCGCAAGUCUGAACAAGCAGAACAUAUAGAUGCCAGAGAAGUGUCACCCAUGGCAACAGAUACAGACUUAUUCAACAGAACAGACUUUUUGAACAAUCCAAAUCAUUUACCAAUGAUAAAAAUGGGACUGCUAUCAAUAGCUAUUCCUGGAGAGUUAGCUGGGUACUGGACUGCUCAUCAGAGGCACGGGAAGCUUCCCUGGUCAGAACUAUUCCAGCCAGCAAUUAAACUGGCCCGCUAUGGCCACCCAAUGACUCACUACACAUCGGCAGCUAUUAACUGGUGGAGCAAAAUGAGAUUCGAUCACUCUGAAUUUGGAACUUUGUGUAAAAUAUUAUGCAGGCCAGAUGGGUCACUUAAGCAAACUGGAGAUGAUAUUAAAAUGCUUAAACUGGCAGACACACUAGAGCUAAUAGCAAACAAAGGUCCAAGUGUGUUCUACAAUGGUGAACUUACAGACAAAUUAGUUGAAGAACUAAACUCACAAUUAAAUGAAGACAAACACUUGACUCAGUUUAUACCAGCAGGAACUCAGUAUUUCACACGUGAAGAUUUUAAAAACUAUGAAGCGAAAAUAAGAAAGCCAUUUACAAUUAAAAUUGGAAAUCUCACAAUGCAUGCUCCAACAUCACCAGGUGGCGGACCAGUGUUAGGUUUCAAUUUGAAACUUCUUGAAGGCUAUAACUUAAAUGUAUCUCAUGAAGGAAUGGAUCCUGUUAGUGAAGUUAAAUAUUAUCACAGACUUGCAGAAGUUAUGAAGUAUGGUUUUGCCCACAGAUUCCAGAUGGGCGACUCUGAAGCUACGAGAGAGCUUGUAAAGAAGAUGGCUGAUAACAAAUAUAUAAAUGCAGUAAGAAAUGGAAUCAAUGAUGUUGGAUAUAAUAAAAGCUCUUUCUAUGCUAAUAAAUUAGCAAAAUUGGAUGAUGGUACAUUGCAGUUAUCUGUGAUGUCAGCUAAUGGAGAUGCAGUAUCAGUUACUUCUUCAAUAAACUUGCCGCUUGGUUCCUACCAUGUGUCUGAGUCUACUGGGAUAAUAUUUAAUAACCAGAUGCAUGAUUUCACCUACCCAACAUACAAUAAAACCAAAUUCAGAACAGUGAACCAUGAUGCCAAUAUAAUAGGGCCCUCUAAGAGGCCUCAGUCAUCGCAGUCUCCCGCUAUAUUCAUAGACAAAGAUGGGGAGGUGAGAUAUGUAGUUGGCGCAGCAGGAGGGAGGUUUAUCAUACCAGCUAUUACACAGGUGGUUUCUAGUAUGUUAUGGUUAGGAAAUGAUGUCUUUACUGCCAUAGAUAAGGCUCGAUUUACACACACACUAAUUCCAUUUACUCUCAGAUAUGAAAGAGAAUUUAAUAAGGCAAUUACACGAGUUUUAGAUAUUUUGGGCCAAAAGACGUCGUUCUUUGGUUCAUUGCCUUGUAUAGGAAGAGUUGAAGUGAUCAAACAACACCAGAAUGGUACGAUUCAAGGAUAUUCUGAUAAAAGAAAGUUUGUAACAUAAACUGUCAACAAGGAUGCUUAACAAGGCAUUAACAUGACAA